GUCGGGAAUCAAAUCGUUCCCUGGCGUCGAAUCCGGGCUGAUUCCUGUUCGACAGAAACUAUGUUGGGUUGAAUGAAUCUCUAUACUGACUAUCCUACAUCUUUCCUCACACGUUUAGCUAUUAGCCUCAGUUUAGUAUUGCUUGCGACUACAAAGCUCGCUUGAGAGACCUUGUAGUUAGGCCGUCGACGAGAAAUCAACGAAUAUUCCGCGCGGGUUUUUGUUCAAUUUUCCUCAGAGAUGCGUUAAUCAAUACUUCCGAUACGCUUCACGCUGCGCGAACGCAGUAUCGACCAAAAUUUGUCGCAGCGACUUGGAUUUAUUCGGGAACAGGUUUUGGCCGGCACAAAUUUGUAGGACGUUAUACCCUCGCAGCGAAAGACGGUGAACCUGCGAACCUAAUCGCAGCGACGACUGUAAUUCCCCUCUCGACGGUUUGACGACCGCCGUCGUUGGGUAUGGCCAUGAUGGACCCGAGCGCUUGGAAUGGACAAGACCAGCCCAUGUCCUCAGGUGGUGAAGAUGACUUCCAACAAUUCCUCGAGAUGGGAGGCAUGUCCAAUUUAGGAGAUAGCCUACAAUUUGAUUUCCACGACUUCAGCGGCGUCAAUGGCGCCUCCAUAAUGCAUCAACCCCACGGCGAUUCUAUUGAUACUCCAAUGAGCAACACGAAUAUACCAACCAUCAUCGCGAGAAAUGACAUGGGGCCGCAGAGCCAGAUAUCUCCGAUGACGACUGCUCCGAAUCACGCGGGAAUUCCAACCCAAAUGAUGCCUCCGCACCACACAUCCUCUGACGCUAUCUCCGAGAUAGAUGCGCAGAUACAAUUUCUACAACAGCAGAGGCUACAGCAGCAAAGGAGACAGUUAGAGGAACAACAGAGGCAGUUCCGAGAACAGCAAGCCGCCUUCUACGCUCAGCAGCAGAGGAGCAUGGUACCGCCGACGCCGCAGAGCCUUGAGAUACAGGCAGCAAACCAAUUUUUUGCCUCGCAAGACCAAGCGCACUCCUCAGGCAUGUUCGAUGCGUAUCACCAACAUCUAAAAGAGCCACAAGAUAUGGCUUUCACCCCGCUGGUGUCUCCUGCGGUGACGCCACUUGAGCCUCAUUUUCCAGUUGAUCCUGGAUUUUCUCAGUCAGGACCCUACUUUAGCCCCUUGACCUCUCCUGCGCUACAUGCGCAAAACGAGUCUACGUCCACAUUCGAUCAUACGCAUUCGGGUCACACUACAAAUUCUCCCAUCGAGAUGGAAAUUGAGCCGACUCCAGCCCAAGGCAGCACAGCAAACUUAUCGAAGAAAGUACGAAAGACCAAUGCUACUAAGGCCAGGAAGUUGAAUGUUCGACAGUCUCCGAUUACCAAACCUCAGAGGCGCAAGACGGCUUCAACUCCCAUAAUGAACGCUCAGAUUCUCAGUGAAUUAACCGAAUCUGCAGCCGAGGGCUCAGAACAUCCUCCGCAGCCCAAGUCAGUUUCCGCAGCGUCGACGGAAGAGUCGGAGAAUGCUUCAGUAUCCCCAGAAGCUCUUGAAAUGCCGCCUCCGCCGCUUCCUCCGCCGCGUUCCGCUAGGCAAUCCCCGUAUAUUCAGCCGCAAACUAACGGGAGCGCGGCGCCUUCGUCAUUACCUACUUCUUUAGGUGGAAAGCCGUCGCCGGCGACUCCGGCUUCGCUUUUUAGAAUAUCACCGAAGAGCAAGUCGGCUGAUUCGAAUAACCCCGAACACAGCAGUUCUGAAAACAUAGAAAGCUUCGAACUUCCCGAGUCGGUUAACUUUUCCAAACCAGACUUGCCUUUAAUCGAUACUCAACUACAGGUGGAACCGUCUACUGAAGUAGAGAAGGCAAAGACGUCCACGUUUCACUCUCUUCCGUCUCCAGUUCUUCCCAAGCCGACGCACUCGGCAACAGCUUCGGCGACGCAGAGUCCCCAGCUUACUCCUAAAUCCACUACCCCUAAUCCUAGAAAGACUCCGUUGAUAGCUCCGAGAGGUCCCAAGAAGAGGCCUAGCAUUAGUUCUGUGUCGCCGGCUCUAAGACCAAAAAUCUCACCAAAUAUCAAACCACUACUCCCCGGGACGCCUGGCUUAUCUGCAGAAGAUUCCGCGUCAAGAUUGCUGGCAACUAAAUCGAAUUAUCAGAACAUACUGGAAGGGAAUACCGUCCCAGGAGUUUCGUAUCCAAGCGAGCUAUCCACAAAUCUAACUUCGAAACGGACUUCACACAAAAUUGCAGAACAAGGCCGUCGAAAUCGUAUCAACUCUGCCCUCCAAGAGAUUGCAACUUUGCUGCCGAAGAAUGUCGCCAAAGACUUAAGUGAAGGCGACGGCGAGGCUGGGAGUGGGGAUAAGAAGGACGGCAAGCUAUCCAAUACCCCGAAUAGUAAGGCUAGCACAGUAGAGCUGGCAAUCGUAUAUAUCAAACAAUUGCAACAAGAGAUAGCCGAAGCGAACAAGAGAGCAGACGAAGCCGAGAAAAAGCUCGAGGAGAAAACGACGGCGAGUUGACGGGUAGCCGAAAGACGAGAACCGAGAGGCAGAACCUCUGUUCACUAAAAGGUUAACAUAUAUGUUGGUUUGCGUUUACUUGUUAUACCGUUGUCGCACCAGCUUGCUAUAUUAUAUGAAUAGAGGGCAAGUUGGGAGGCGAUAUUCUUCUAUAGGAAGAAUAUUAUAUGAAGAUCCCUAGUUAGUUCUAUCACCUAAUGAAGCUAAAAUGUACUGUCAUAUAUAUACCGGGUACCUACAUAUGAGGUAUACUUUGAGGGAUAGCGGCGCAUUUAUAUAGAAUUAAAGGAAGGGAGAUGGGUAUUGUUGUAGUAGUAGCAGUUGUAGUAGUAGAGAGCAUGAGCAUCACGACGAUCAUGCAGGACACGUUACGGAGGGAACUGAAAGCUUCUUGUACUUGUUUAUUGAUGUAUGUACUAUUUUGUAUGUACUAUUUCAUGUAUGAUGUAUGAUAUAUUAUGAUAUGUGCAGAGAGAAAUACUCCGAUGGAGUUUUGUUUACUUUUUUUCGUCUAGGCAAUCAACACUAUAAAUUACAGAGUCGUUGGGCCAAUCAAUUUCUCUCCGGUACAAUGAUAGGUCCCUACCUAAUCCUAGCAAGGCUUACGGAAUACAUGAAAAGAUGAUGCAGCCUGGAAAUUAGGAGGUAUGAUUGGACGAGGCGAGCAUCCUGGCAUCGAAGCUCCUAGCCCUAGGUGGUACCUGCCUCAGGCAAAUUUAUGGGGCUUGAAUGUAACACAAUG
Daldinia caldariorum is the source of this 3246-nucleotide messenger RNA. RefSeq names its product helix-loop-helix DNA-binding domain-containing protein. The transcript is spliced from 2 exons. The coding region runs from base 459 to 2504 and encodes 681 amino acids. Lineage: Eukaryota; Fungi; Ascomycota; Sordariomycetes; Xylariales; Hypoxylaceae. Gene Ontology annotation, molecular function: protein dimerization activity. The record is from RefSeq and is a predicted model, not a curated record.